UCCAUCAGGUGGAGGUGGGACAGGGGGCGGAGUCUGUCCUGCUGCCAUUCAAGACUACACCUGAUCUGCCAGGAGAAGCUAGAGUGGAGUGGAGGGACAGAGAUGGCAGGAAAGUCCAUGUGUAUCAGAACGGUUCUGAUCAGCCUGAAGAACAGGAGCAGAUCUAUAAAGACAGAACCAGGAUGAAUGAAGACGCACUGAGAACUGGAGACCUCAGCCUGACUCUGAGACGACCAACAUGGAGAGACAGUAGAGACUACAGAUGUGGAGUCUGGAUGGAGGGAGAAAAGAGAGAAUGGCUGAGAGUGAAAACAGUUCAUCUGAAAGUUAAAGCAGGGACAGUCCAGGUCCAACCAGAGGACACCAGGACCAGAACCAGCUCUGUUGAUCCGACUCCUCUGCUGGCUGAGCAUUCAGUCUGAUCGGUCUGUUGAUCCAUCUUUGAUCUUUGAUCCAAUCUGACUUUGGACCA
Molecule: messenger RNA, 472 nt
Organism: Cyprinodon tularosa
Lineage: Eukaryota; Metazoa; Chordata; Actinopteri; Cyprinodontiformes; Cyprinodontidae
Product: myelin-oligodendrocyte glycoprotein-like
Exons: 2
Biological process (GO): cell surface receptor signaling pathway; T cell costimulation; positive regulation of T cell proliferation
Cellular component (GO): external side of plasma membrane
Source: RefSeq, a predicted model, not a curated record